AUGGCAAAUCCCUUCCAACAUGGUUCCGCUGGCUUCAAUCCGGAUGUAUCCCAUACGAGUUUCCUUCCCCGCUACCGCAAUUCUUCCUAUGCGUCCGUAGCACCCGGCACUACUGGAGGUUUCGCACCUUCGUCGCAUUCGCCGCUCAACCGCCUCUCCUAUCUCCUCAACCCCCCUUACGAAUUGACGUCCGACCUCUACGCCGCAAAUCCCUCUUCCCAGAGAUACAGUCACAAUAUGGACACCGAUAUGAAUAAUAAUGGGGUGGAUGGGGGGGCAUCGACUAUGCAAUGCCGUGCCCCGCGAUUACCGCCGUUUUCAAGAGCUUUCGAGCCAGUCAUGUACGAUGAAGCUGCGGAAGGUGUUCAUACGAAUGGACACAAGAAGAAUGGGUUUUUUACGCCAUCUUACCUCAAAGGCUCGAAUUAUAUGCAAAGACUAGAGGAAGCGCAGAAGGCGAAACAAGCACAAAAAGACAUACAACAACAAUCGAGAAACGAGUUACCAGUGGGCGUUACAACGACGGGUUCUCUAGCGAAUAAGCCACCGGCAUCUCAUCUGGGGAUGACAUACGAUUUGAUCGAACGAGCCCCCGCCCCUGAAGACGACGACUCUGUACCACCCAUACCUACGAAAUGGAACAAGGACGAUAAACAUGCUUCACUGGAGGUGCUAGCGGAUGGCUACGAGGUAAAAUACGCUGCGAGCCGGAAUUCGAGAGAGCAAGAUCAUGAGACUUGUGCGAUCCGGGCAGAUCAUCCAAUGCCGUGGCAAGCCGGUAUCUACUAUUUUGAGGUUACGCUUUUAUCGAGGAGACGAGACGAUAGCACCACGGUUUGUAUAGGGUUUUCAUCCAAGAACGUUCCGUUAAUACGCCCCCCGGGCUGGGAACCUGAAUCGUGGGGCUAUCACGGCGAUGAUGGCGAUAUCUAUUCGGGACAAAACGUUGGCAAAGCCUACGAAGGCGGUAGCUUUGGACCGCACGACAUCAUCGGGUGCGGCGUCAACUUUAUGACCCGUGAAGCAUUUUUCACCAAAAACGGACAAAACUAUAAAACCGCAUUUCGAGAUAUAAAAGGAGAUCUUUACCCUACGGUUGGCAUGAAAAAGGCGGGGGAACAUAUCAGUGUCAAUUUCGGCCAAAAACCGUUCGCUUUCGGUAUUGACAGCCUAGUAACGGGAGAACAAGCAAAAAUCAAUGCUGCAAUCAGAAGAACAAAUAUCGAGAGAUUAGUAUCACCUCCUCUAGGCGAGACGGAAUUAAUUCAACAACUAGUCCUGCAAUUUUUACAACAUGAUGGUUACGUUGAGACAGCCCGGGCGUUUGCUGAGGAAAUCCAUGCCGAGAAGCAGUCUCUACGGAUUGACCAGCGAACGCCUAUACCAGGUAUCAACAUCAAAGAUGACGAAGAUGCUCAUCACAGACAACGCAUUCGAAGAGCUAUUCUCGAGGGCGAUAUUGAAAAGGCUUUAAAAUACACUAGGAGUUUUUACCCACUUGUAUUGGCCGAAAAUCGCGAGGUAUCCUUCAAGCUGCAGUGCCGGAAAUUUAUCGAAAUGGUACGGAAAUCUGCUGAACUAAGCCAUGCGAGCGCCAAGAAGAGCAAUGGACAUUCAUUUGAUGACACCCCUAACAAGAUGGACGUCGAUGGAAAUGGCUUUCAAGACCAGAUGGAGGAGGACAACCUAGAGCCACAAACAGACCAAGAUCAACUCCUUACGGAAGCCAUUGAAUAUGGUCAAGAACUGCAGGAAAAAUUCAAAAACGAAUCGAACCGUGAAAUCACCAAGACACUAGACGAGGUUUUCUCACUUCUAGCAUACUCGGAUCCGCUCCAAGCCAAGGAGGUUUCACACCUAUUAGACCGUAAAGGCAGGGUGGCUGUCGCUGAAGAACUCAACUCGGCGAUACUUUCGUCUUUAGGCAAGUCAUCAAGGUCGGCGUUAGAAAAUCUCUACGGCCAAACGAGUGUGCUAUUGGAUUACCUGCGUGUGGACGGCGGACCAGGUUCUCUAGUCAGUAUUCAAUCCAUUAUCGAUGAGGUGCCUAAGUUGCAGCCUUUUUAGACGAAGGACGUCUGGCUUAGGUUAUUAUCAUGAUCGUUUGUGCGAAAUAAUUAGCGGUUGAUUUCGCCAGCUCUACCGAUGUUCUCUCCGAGUCGUGAAUUAGCAGAUAUAGAAUACAGGACUCAAUUACUCGAACUCGACCAUGUUCAAUUUCUAGUUCAUACGAAGGCGUUUAUAUCGGAGUUUCCCGGCUUCUUGGUUCUAGCCUCCUGGUCAUUUUUGAGUAGUCAGCAUUGUCUAUUUCGGUAUCCAGGAGAUUUUAGCCUUUGGGAUGUUGUCUGCCUUGUUGUAUCGAGGGCGACUUGUUUCCUACCUUCCAUAUGGAGGACCACUAAAAGGAUACCGAACUUAGGAGAACCUAAUAUUCAACCCUAUGAUUAUAGUCGUCGACAUUUUUGCUCACUGCUGACGGGGACCUUCUCGAGGAAGUGACGUUGCUUUGUCAUAGAUUGGAAUGGGGAUGGCGACACAAGCAUGGGAUGGUAGGGAGGCAGGCUUUAUUGAUUUAUUCGGCGUCCCUUUCCUUUUCUUUCAUGUGUGGGUUACACAAGUUUGUCUCUUCUCCCCUCUUCC
Molecule: messenger RNA, 2640 nt
Organism: Hypoxylon trugodes
Lineage: Eukaryota; Fungi; Ascomycota; Sordariomycetes; Xylariales; Hypoxylaceae
Product: SPRY domain-containing protein
Exons: 8
Coding region: 1-2067 (688 amino acids)
Biological process (GO): cell surface receptor signaling pathway; cytoskeleton organization
Cellular component (GO): cytoplasm
Molecular function (GO): protein binding
Source: RefSeq, a predicted model, not a curated record